AUGCGAAAAGUGAGUGAGGAACAAAUACAACUGCAAGAAACGAAUAAAGGACAGAAGGAAAGUUUCUCUCAAUCAUCGCAUUUGAGUACUCAUAAGAAGACGCAUACUGGUGAAAAGCCGAACCAUUGUACGAUAUGCGGGAAAGAUUUCAAUAAAUUAUGGGAUUUAAACAGAGACAACAGAACUCAUACAGGUGAAAAGCCGUACAGUUGUACGGUAUGCAAUAAAACUUUCUUUCAAUUAUCGGAUUUGAAUGUACACAGGAGGAAGCAUACCGGUGAAAAGCCGUACAGUUGUACGAUAUGCAAUAAAAGUUUCUCUCAAUCAUCACAUUUGAAUUCGCAUUGGAGGACGCAUACCGGUGAAAAGCCGUACAAUUGUACGAUAUGCAAUCGAAGCUUCUCUCAAUUAUCAUCUUUGAAUGUACAUAAGAGGGCGCAUAUGGGCAUAAGGCCAUUCCGUUGUACGAUAUGCGGCAAUGCUUUUUAUCAAAGCAAUGAUUUAAAAAGGCACAUGAAAACUCAUAGCAAUAAGUAG
Cercopithifilaria johnstoni is the source of this 537-nucleotide messenger RNA. The record is from the annotation of a GenBank genome assembly. NCBI's taxonomy places the organism in Eukaryota, Metazoa, Nematoda, Chromadorea, Rhabditida, Onchocercidae.